Molecule: messenger RNA, 1824 nt
Organism: Heterostelium album PN500
Lineage: Eukaryota; Evosea; Eumycetozoa; Acytosteliales; Acytosteliaceae
Exons: 1
Coding region: 1-1824 (607 amino acids)
Molecular function (GO): protein binding
Source: RefSeq, a predicted model, not a curated record
AUGUCAUACCCAUUAAAGAAAAUAUUAAACUCUUCUGUAUUGAGAAAUCAAAUAUUUCAAUCUGUCAGAGAUAUACAUAAACAAAUUUAUCCUAAUGAUUUACUUUGUUGCAAUUGGUAUGAUGUAGGUUGCUUUCCAGAGAAGUUAAUUAAAUUCGACUAUAUCGAUAGAUUUAAAGCGAUAUUCGAUCAUAUUCAUUCUAGUUCAAAGAAUGAAGAAUCAAAUGACGCAUUAAUUCAGAGUUUUCGAUGUGUAUACUCAUCGGCAUUGGUUAUUGCUUCAAACGUUGGAAAUCUUGAAUUAAUAGAAUAUGUAUUGACAAGACAACCUCAGUAUGGCAACGAUACUCUAUAUCACACGAUGUUUCGCGAUUCAAUUGCAAAUGGAUAUCUAAAUAUGAUGAAAUACCUACAUGACAAAGGAAUCGAUUCCGUUUUCAAAAACAAUGCAUUGGAUGAAGCGGCAUCGCAUGGUCACUUGUCAAUUGUUGAAUUCCUACACUUCAACAGGACAGAAGGUUGCACAAAGAAUGCAUUUAUAUACAGUGCAUUCAAAGGUCAUCUGGAAAUUGUAAAGUUCCUAAAUGCCAAUCGAUCAGAAGAGAGUUCUCCAGAUGCAAUGAAUUAUGCUGCACAAAAAGGUUUCUUGGAUGUUGUUUUAUUCCUUCAUGAGAAUUCUAUUUCUGGUUGCACAUUCGAAGCAUUAGAUGGAGCUGCAUCUGGAGGUCAUCUAUCGAUAGUCAAGUUUCUUCAUUACAAUAGAACAGAAGGAUGUACCAAAGAAGCUAUUAAUCGUGCUUCAAAAAAUGGUCACAAUGACGUCGUUCUAUUCCUCUUGGAGAAUAGAACUGAAGGAUUCACAAGCAAAGCCAUUGAGAAAGCAGCAUACCACGGACACUUGGAUCUUUUGAAACUGCUUCUUAACCAUAAUCCCAAUAACAAAUACUUAAGCACCAAUAUCUACUGUGCUCUUAUUCAUCAACCAAAGGAUAGAAUGGCUAAAGGAACCAGUGGAAUCGAUUACUCUCAGAGUAUCUUGGAUAUGGUCAAAUAUUUUCACGACAAUGGAAUUGGUAGAAGCUCAUAUAUGGCUAUGAAUAUGGCGGCUAAAUAUGAAUUUUUUGAAGUUUUGAAAUUCUUACACUUCAAUAGAGACGAAGGAUGUACCGACGAAGCAUUGUCCAAUGCAGUAAUCAGUGGUAACAUGGAUAUAAUACAAUUCCUUGUUGAAAACGGGAUGGAAUGUUCACCAAAUGUUCUGAGUAUUGCAGCUAAAUAUAAACAAAUAGAAGCAUUCAAGUAUCUUCAUUAUAAACGAAGCGAUCUUACAUGUAAAGCAAAAUCAAUGGAUACAUUUGCAGGACACCCUAAUGUUGAAACAUUGGAAUGGCUAUGGAACAACAGAACUGAAAAGUUCACUUCUGAGGCAUUUCAUUUUGCCAUCAUGGAAAACAGAUUCGCAAACAUCAAGUGGUUGAAAGAAAAACAAGUGGAAAUAUACCCAGAAGCCCUAACUGAUUCAUUCUUUUAUUGUGACAUUGUAACUAUAGAGUAUCUCUAUGAGAGUGGUGUACCUUUCUCAUCUGCCAAUGAUUUAAUAUUGACAUACUCAAUUCUACAGAACAGUAUUCCAAAAAUACAAUUUCUGCUCUCGAAAAAUGUUGAAUGUAGAUAUAAAUCAAUGUUUUAUGCAAUGGCUAGGAAUAAUCUCACGAUGAUCAAGUACCUAUUGGCAUCUGGUAUUCCAACAAAUACUAUGUCUGGAUCGAGCCAAUUCCAACUAUAUCCAGAAAAAAUUGAAUUCAUUAAACAAUUUAAACUUUAA